Molecule: messenger RNA, 3486 nt
Organism: Fusarium tjaetaba
Lineage: Eukaryota; Fungi; Ascomycota; Sordariomycetes; Hypocreales; Nectriaceae
Product: extracellular alpha-1 4-glucan glucosidase
Exons: 4
Coding region: 1-3486 (1161 amino acids)
Source: RefSeq, a predicted model, not a curated record
AUGAAGCUGCAAGUCGGACUUUUCGCCCUCUGGGCCAGUACAGCAAUGGCAGGAACCUGCCAACAGGGCACCACUGCAGGCCCUACCACCGUUCAGGGCGUCGACUUUGACGUUAUCUGCGGUAAGGGGUUAACGGGUACAUCUUACACCACUCAAGCUUCUCAAAAUGCCGCCACCAUUGGACAGUGCAUGGCGGUCUGCGCAAAUGAUGCGUCAUGCGUUGGCAUUGUGUGGGAUAACAUAACCAUCUGCUAUUUGUACAGCUCAUACAGUGCUACGACCAACGACUACACCGAUAUAGCUGUCCGCGUACAGCAAACCACCUCGACAUCCGUGGAACCAUCGACGACUUCUUCUGCUGCUGCGUCGGCUACAUCAUCCGCAGCACCGCAAUGCCAAGCAGGCACCUAUACUAGCUCUACCGACAAUGUGCAGUUUAAUACUGCUUGUGGAAGACAUUAUGUUGGCACUGAAAUCUCCACUGGCGCCGCUGCUGACUUGCAAGGUUGCAUGGACAUGUGCGCAAGUGAUUCAAACUGCGUUGCGGUAUCCUUGUCAUACAGCGGUAAUGGCAAUAUCUGCCACCUCUUUGCUCACAUUGACUAUUCAACACCCGAUGCCUCGUGGGAUCUGGCUGUUGUUUCAUCGCGCCCAUCUUCGACAUCUUCAGCAGAGUCAACAUCUUCAGCUGACUCAACCUCCGAGGCGGCCUCUUCAACGUCUUCAUCACCUCCGGCCUGCCAGAGCGGUACCGUUAGCGGUUCUGUCAAUCAGUUUAUAAUCACAUGCGGUGCCUCGCCGAACGCAUACAAUACGCUAACUAGUCUUGGAGCUGGAUAUACACUGCAGACAUGUUUGCAGGCAUGCGAUGCUGAUAGUCAAUGUGAUGGUGCAACUUUCUCGGAGCAAAUGGGCUACUGCGUCGUAUAUAGUGGAUCGUUGUCAACCACAUACCCAACUACAGGCGGUGAUUACAUUUACAAAAUACCCGCAUCAUCGUCGUCAUCCUCAACCUCUUCAGACGACGCAACCUCAACAACUUCAACGUCAACAUCUUCAACAUCGUCAGCCGAUUCGACCUCAAUAUCGUCAGCUGAUUCAACCUCAACAUCGUCAGCUGAUUCAACCUCCGAGGCACCCUCAACGACAUCUUCAGCACCUCCAACCUGCCAGAGCGGUAUCUAUAGUGGUACAAUCAACCAGUUUGAAAUCACUUUCUACCACAUCCUCUACAUUCUCUACAGCUACAUCGUCUACGUUUACGUCUUCCACCUCAACAGUCACAUCUUCGUCAGCUACGGCAUCUGCAUCUACGUCUUCCACAGGUACACUUUCUACAACUACCUCACUUACAACUACAUCAUCCACUCCAUCUUCAUCCCUAUCCAUCUCUACAACUUUGCCGACAUCAUCAGAGCCCAUCUCCUCACAGUCCACGUCACGGUCCACGGUGGAUCUACUCUGACGCCUACAACAUCAAUCUCUGCGGGAUCUUCUCUCCUUUCGUCUCUUCUCACUACCACUACAACCUCAAGUACUGAGACCUCCACCAUCGUGACAUCUGGCAGUACCGAGAGCCCAAGCUCCGAGACGUCAACCAGUGAGACAAACAUCUCUUCUAGUUCUACAGCGCCAGAAUCAAUUCCAAGCAGCUCCAGUCAAACUACAACAGAGACAGAGUCUACAGUACUAUCCACCCAACAACAGACCUCGACUGUCACAAGCGCUCCACCAUCGGGAUCUUCAACUUCACCAACCUUGACUACAUCGACAACUUCAUCAACUCCUUCCACAAGCCCAAGAAAUAUCCAAGUUCUUGAGGGUUAUGACUUUAUCGCCUGUCUGCGAUCCGACGAGGGAUUCCCAACCUUUACGGAGGUAGCGACCCAGGCCGACAUGACCACAGAGAUCUGUGUUAAGCUGGGUGCUGGUAGCAUAUAUGUUGGUGUCUAUGAACAGACUUGUUACAAGGCUGAUUCCCUGGCUGGCUCUGAAAUUGUCGAGGAUGCUCGUUGUAGCCUUCGAUGUCCUGGUGAUUCCGGUCUGUUCUGUGGAGGCACAACUGGCGGUGCAGGCAGACGCCGUGCUAUUCCGUCGAAUCGCCUCUUGACCAUUUAUCGCCAAGCAGUCUCCUCUUCUUCCUCUUCCUCCUCCUCCUCCUCCUCUUCAUCUUCCAUCUCUUCAAGGGCUUCAGAGGCCUCAGGAACAAGGGCGUUCUCAUCAACAUUCGUGUCGAUUGCUCAGACAAGUAAGAAGCAAUCAGUCUCCUCUUCUUCAGUAUCUUCUCCAGGAACUACAGUAUCCACGACUAUUUCAGAGUUAAGAUCAAUCCCUGGCACUCCAUCUCAAAAUACGCCCGGCCCUAUCCGAACCAUUCGCAUCACCGAGGGCGUCACUUACACAGAGAUUGUGGUGGCAACGACAGUAACCACUGUCACAUAUGUCACUAUCAACCCAAGCCAGCCAGGAGUUCUCAUCACUACUUGUAUACCGGUAACUCUGGAAUACACUCCCUGCGGCUGUGAUCACCAAGAAUAUCCACCAGUAGAUAUGACCACCAUUAUCUCGCCAUGCCACGCCUGUGGCGAUCAGGGGCAGGAUGUUGUCACGAUGGUCGUUCCACUUGCUGCUUGUGAGGGAGCCGGUGUGAACUACAACCCUUCCGGUUGGAUCGCAGGUGAGGCUGGGAACAACGGAUACCCUGAUAAGAUUCAAGGUCACCAGAUUUACACUGGCAGUGAAGGAGAUGCCAACUCCCAACCUCAACCGACACAGGGCCAGCAGAACGGCGAGGGACUGGGUUACGGGAAUGGACCUUCAGGUAUUGAAGCCGCGACUCAAGCACCAGGAGGCGGCGCGCAGAACAAACAGCCAGCCAACCUCCAAUCAACACAAGGCCAAAAGAGCAGCAAGGGACCGGAUUAUCAGAACGGACCCUCAGGUACUAAGGCCGCCACCCAGGGACCAGCAGAUGAGGCACAGAACAAGGAGACAGCCAGCCCCGUGCCGGCACAAGGCCCGCAAAAUACUGAUCGACCAGGUGGUGAGAACGAAGGAUCCUCUGUAGCAGUCCAAACUUCGCCAGGGGAUAACAACAAGAACCAACCAGGUAUCCCAGCAUCCAAAUCCGGUAAUGCACAGAAACCCUCCAAACCAUCGCCUCUUCUCAAGGGUCAGCAAGUUUCUUCAGAGGGCCUCACAAGAGAAACAGGCGUUGUUCCAGCGCCUCAAUCCAACACUCCCUCUCGUCCUUCUCAAUCAGUACCUGUCAAUGGGCAUAACCCAGACAUGUCCACGACGUUCGCUACCGAGGUUGAAGUCACUAAAGAGGCUGGGGCAUCCGAGUCGACACAUAGCCUCAGUUCUUUGGGACAUGGUGAGGCUUCAUCUGUUCCAUCGACGGUUUCUUCGUCUGAAGCAUACCGAUAUCAGAUCAGUUACUGGGGUGUGAUAGUCGCGAUAGUGGGCUUGGUACUGUUACUUUAA